AGAGAAUCAGAAGAUAAAACCCGCACGGACUGGCUCGCUGGAGGUGUCCGGCCUGCCAGUGGCAGCAGUGUGGCUGGCCGAGGCCAGAAGCAGCCCGGCUCUGCCCUGCUGACUGAGCCCAGGGAUCCUGCUUCCAGCAGCAGCUCCUCCCAGCGCCGGGGUGAAGCGGGACCCUGGGGCUAAAUUGAGGACCCGAGAAGGUUAAGUUGAAUGUCUGCUUAACUUCCAAGAUGUUGCCACACAAAGUCCAUUCACUUUUCUGCCUCUGUAGUUGCCUCAUACUGGUUCAUACUUUGGAAUGGCAAGAUGUAAAUCCUGUUGCCCAUGUUAAAUCAUCAGCAUGGUUUAAUAAAAUACAGACUGUACUCGCUGCUGAAAAUUCUGCUAAGAUCCCCAGUGGAGAUGGACCCUAUUCUGUUGGUUGUACAGAUUUGAUGUUUGAUUAUACUAAAACGAGCACAUUCAUGCGUUUGCAUUAUCCAUCCCAAGGUGGUGAUCACUCAGAAACUGUUUGGAUUCCAAAUGAAGAAUAUUUUUUUGGUCUUAGUAAAUUUCUUGGAUCACACUGGAUGAUAAGCAAAAUUUUGAAUUUAUUAUAUGGCUCAGUAACAAUUCCUGCAGCCUGGAAUUCUCCUUUGCAAACUGGUGAAAAAUAUCCACUGGUUGUUUUUUCUCAUGGUCUUGGAGCAUUCAGGACACUUUAUUCUGCUAUUGGCAUGGACCUAGCAUCUCAUGGGUUUAUAGUUGCUACUGUAGAACACAGAGAUGAAUCUGCAUCAGCAACUUACUAUUUCCAGAAUGAGUCUGCUGUAGAAAUAGGGAGCACGUCUUGGAUCUAUGUUAAAAAAAAGGAGGGACAUCUUGAAAGAAAUAUUCAGGUACGACAGGGAGCAAUGGAGUGUUCUCAAGCUCUCAGUUUCAUUCUUGACAUUGAUCAUGGAAAGUCAGUGAAGAAUAUAUUAGAUGUAGAGUUUGAUGUAAAACAAAUGAAGGGUUCUGUUGAUAGGAAUAAAAUAGCAAUAAUUGGACAUUCUUUUAGUGGUGCUACAGUUAUGCAGACUCUUAGUGAAGACCAGAGAUUCAGGUGUGGGAUAGCCCUGGAUGCAUGGAUGUAUCCAUUGGGUGAUCAAGUGUAUUAUCAGGAAGAACCAGAUGAUAGCAGAACAAGCUGUAUACUGUCACAGAUGUGCAUUAUGUUUUUUCUGGCCUCCUUUGAUAUUAAAAUAAGAAACAUUGGAUUUCAUAAAAACAUCCAGGGAGUUCCUAGUUCCCCUGACAAUCAACAUCUGUAUGCCUAG
Erinaceus europaeus (western European hedgehog) is the source of this 1298-nucleotide messenger RNA. Its product is annotated as platelet-activating factor acetylhydrolase-like. Gene Ontology annotation, molecular function: 1-alkyl-2-acetylglycerophosphocholine esterase activity. The record is from RefSeq and is a predicted model, not a curated record. Lineage: Eukaryota; Metazoa; Chordata; Mammalia; Eulipotyphla; Erinaceidae.